Messenger RNA from Linum trigynum, 240 nucleotides. The record is from the annotation of a GenBank genome assembly. NCBI's taxonomy places the organism in Eukaryota, Viridiplantae, Streptophyta, Magnoliopsida, Malpighiales, Linaceae.
AUGGCCUUAAUCAUGCAUAUCCUCAGUUUCAUGGACAGCGGUCGCAAGGCCAGCGAGCUGGAGCCCAUCGUGGGAUUGGACGUCCCGCCACCCGCUGCUGAAGAAGAAGAGGGAGAUGAGGAGGAAGUCGAAGGCGCGCGAGGCGAGGAUGAAGAAGUCGAGGGGCAAGAGGAUGAAGAGAGGCGCUCCGCCGAGCCACAGGGGACGCCAGAGGGUGCGGUGCGGAGUGAGGAAGAGUAA